Lactuca saligna is the source of this 801-nucleotide messenger RNA. Lineage: Eukaryota; Viridiplantae; Streptophyta; Magnoliopsida; Asterales; Asteraceae. The record is from the annotation of a GenBank genome assembly.
AUGGGAAUUCCUAUAUGCUUCCCUCACGUCGUACAGAGCAUCAUAAGUGAGCUUGAAUCAGAAGGGGCGCUUCCAGGACAUUUUCAAAAGUAUUAUGAUGCAGUUAUGCCAUACUUGAAAGCUAUACUCAUGAAUGCAACUGAUAAAGCUAAUUGUAUGCUUCGUGCCAAAUCCAUGGAGUGUAUUAGUUUAGUUGGAAUGGCUGUUGGAAAAGAUAAGUUCAAAGAUGAUGUUAAACACGCAUGGGCAAGACUCUACAAGUGCCUAGGGCAAGAUUUUCUCCCUUACAUGAAUGUUGUGAUGCCACCAUUGCUUCAUUUCAUUCAACUUAAACCAGAUGUUACAAUUACUUCUGCUGAUGAUUCAGAUGAUGACAUUGACGACAUUGAGACUAUUACACUUGGAGAUAAGAUAAUAGGGAUCAAAACUAGUGUCCUUCACGAGAAAGCUACAACAUGCAACAUGCUAUGUUGCUAUGCUGAUGAAUUAAAAGAAGUGUUUUCCUAUGGAUUGAUCAGAGGAAGCAAUGUGAAAGCUGAUGAUCAAUCUCAGAAAUCACCAGAAGGGGCAUGGAGGGUACCUAAAGUCUUGCGUCCUUUAUAUGAAUCUCCAACUAUUCUUGCUCAAAAAACAAUGAUGAUUUCAAAGUUACCAGAUAACAACAAAGCAUUAGAUGGAUUGACAAAGUCAAAGGAAGCUGCUUUACUUGACGCUGAAAGGACCGUUUACGUUGCAUUAGUAAAAGCUUCAAUGGUGGAUAAUGUUCAAAACAAGAAUCAGGAGUUGAUGAAACUGAUAUAA